This is a messenger RNA of Dioscorea cayenensis subsp. rotundata (Guinea yam), 1158 nucleotides long. RefSeq lists its product as uncharacterized. Lineage: Eukaryota; Viridiplantae; Streptophyta; Magnoliopsida; Dioscoreales; Dioscoreaceae. The transcript is spliced from 3 exons. Bases 1 to 1158 code for a protein of 385 amino acids. The record is from RefSeq and is a predicted model, not a curated record.
AUGGGAGACUCAUCAAGUUUUGUAUCUAAGGAUCCGGUGUUUAGUGGUCAAAACUAUUCAGCUUGGGAGGUGAAGAUGAAGGCAUACUUGAAAGCAUAUGACCUGUGGGAUGCUAUAGAGAAGGAUGAUGAUGUUGAUAUUCUUCUAGAGCACCCAACAGCUGCACAGAAGAAGAGUCAUGUUGAAGCUACAACCAAGAAGUACAAGGCUCUCACUGUAAUUCAUUCAGCAGUGAGUGAAGAGAAGUUUACAAGACUUAUGACUUGUGAUACAGCCAAACAAGCAUGGCUCAAACUCAAGGAGGAGUAUGAGGGUGACUUGAAGGCCAGAAGAGUUCAAGUUCUCAACUUGAGAAGAGAGUUUGAAAUGUUGCGGAUGAAGGAUGGAGAAACUGUCAGGGAGUUUGCUGACAGAGUAAUGAAUGUCGUUAACCGGGUUCGUCUACUUGGAGAGGAGCUCACAGACCAAAGAGUAGUGGAGAAGGUACUAGUUAGCUUGCCUGAGAGGCUUGAGCAUAAAAUUGCAUCCUUAGAAGAUUCCAAAGACCUUACAGUGAUGAGCGUUGGUGAAUUGGUGAGUUCUUUUCAAGCUAUGGAGCAAAGACAAAACAUGAGAAAAGAUGAGAAGGAGUUUAGAGGAAAGCAAGGUGAGACCGCAUUGGUGGCUGCUGAGAAGACUAAGUUUCAGAAGAAAACAUUCAAAAAGGCAGUUGGGAAGUUUACAGGGACUACAAAGAAGCUAAAUGUGCAUGAUGGGAGUCAAAGCAAUACCUAUGUGAAGAAGAAAUGUAAGCAAUUUGGUCAUAUUGAGAAGGUGUGCAAGACUGAUCAACAACAACCAAAAGCUCAGGUGGCUGAAGAAGUGGAACGUGAUGAAGAGAUGAUGUUUAUGGCCUUUGAGAAGGAAAAUUCUGGAAGUGAAUGCAAGAGAAGCUGGUUGCUGGAUUGUGGGUGCACUCAUCACAUGUGUGGAGAUCUUGAGAGUUUCAAGGAAUUGGAUCGAAGCUACAAAUCUAAAGUGAAGAUAGGCAAUGGAAGCUAUGUUGCUGUGGAGGGGAGAGUUUUUGAUAAAGAAGGUGGAAAACUAAUGGAAGUUGAGAUGUCAAGCCAUAGUUUUCCUUUAAAUUGGAAGGAUAAGUCUGUAUGGAAGCAUGGAUGA